UGUUGUUGUGGCGCGGCGGGGAAGCACGUGAGGAGUGCGACGUCACCAUAAACACUCGUGGGCAACAUGGCGGCGCCGCCGAGCGGCAAGGUUGUAUAUGAGCAAGAAGGAGUUUUUAUUCACUCCUCCUGUGGAAAAAAUGAUGACCAGGACAGCUUAAUAGCAGGAAUACUGCGUGUCAUAGAAAAGGAAAAUGAAGUGGUAGUAGACUGGAGACCACUGGAUGAGACUUUGGAUACUUCUAAUAUUCUCUGUGCUGGAAAGGAUUCCAGUUCUGUUGUGGAGUGGACUCAAACUCCGAAAGAAAAAUGUUCCCGAGGAGCAGAUCGUCCAAGUAGUUAUGAAGCAGAAUGGGACAUGGUCAGCACAGUCUCUUUUAAGAAGAAACCUCAUUCAAAUGGAGAUGCUACAACUCAUGCAAACAGAGAAAGCAAGUGGUCGUUCCUGUUCAGUUUGAUAGAUCUGAAAUCAAUCAAACAAAACAAAGAAGGCAUGGGAUGGUCUUAUUUAGUGUUCUGUCUGAAGGAUGAUGUGAAGCUUCCAGCUCUUCACUUUCAUCAUGGAGAUAGCAAAUCAUUGAUUAAAUGUCUUGAAAAGCACGUUGCACUGAAUGAAUCUCCACAUGAUGAACGGGUUCUUCUUGUGAAGACUCAGAAGUCACUGUCUCAGUCUUUUGAAAAUCUCUUUGACGAACCAUCAUAUGGCUUAUUACAAAAAUGGAAGAAAGAUCCAUAUGUAGUAACAAUGGGAAAAUUUUCCAAAGUCACAAACUAUAUUGUUGGUAGUUUACGUUCAAGUGAUCAAUCAAAUCAGAGGCGACCACCAUCAGAAAUGGCAGACUUUCUCAAUGAUACCAUUCCAGGGCUGAAGAUAAAUCAGCAGGAAGAGCCAGGAUUUGAAGUCAUUACACGAAUCGACCUAGGGAAACAGCCUGAAGUUAGUAGAAGAGAGCCUGUGACAGCUGAAGAAUGGGCUAAGAAUAUGGACUCUGAAGGAAGAAUUGUAGAUGUUGACUACAUAAAACGACUGAUAUUCAAAGGGGGUCUCUGCCAUACUUUAAGAAAAGAGGCAUGGAAAUUUCUUUUGGGAUAUUUUCCUUGGAAUAGCACUAAAGAAGAGAGAGCAAAUCUGCAAAAAAGGAAAACGGAUGAAUAUUUCAGGAUGAAGCUGCAGUGGAAAUCUGUCAGUGAGGAACAGGAAAAGCGAAAUUCAAGAUUAAGAGAUUACCGGAGUCUUAUAGAAAAAGAUGUUAACAGGACAGAUCGAACAAAUAAGUUCUACGAAGGAGAAGAUAAUCCGGGACUGAUUUUACUUCAUGAUAUUUUGAUGACCUAUUGCAUGUAUGACUUUGACUUAGGUUAUGUGCAGGGGAUGAGCGACUUGCUGUCACCUGUCUUGUAUGUUAUGGAGAAUGAAGUAGAUGCCUUUUGGUGCUUUGUAUCAUACAUGGAUCAAAUGCAUCAGAAUUUUGAAGAACAGAUGCAGGGUAUGAAGACACAACUUAUUCAGCUGAGUCACUUGCUUCGUUUACUAGACAGUGGAUUUUGCAGUUAUUUAGAAUCUCAAGAUUCAGGCUACCUUUAUUUUUGCUUUCGGUGGCUUCUUAUCAGAUUUAAAAGGGAAUUUAGUUUCCAAGAUAUUCUUCGACUCUGGGAGGUCAUGUGGACGGAAUUGCCUUGUCAGAAUUUUCAUCUUCUCCUUUGUUGUGCUAUCCUAGAAUCUGAAAAACAGCAAAUAAUGGACAAGCACUAUGGCUUUAAUGAAAUACUAAAGCAUAUCAAUGAACUGUCUAUGAAAAUUGAUGUGGAAUAUAUACUCUGCAAAGCAGAAGCAAUUUCUAUGCAGAUGAUGAAUUGCAAGGAAUUGCCUCAAACAGUCAGUGAGAUCCUGGGGAUAGAGAACAGUUCGGUAACUCCGGAUUCUGAUAUGGGAGAGGAUGAAAGUGGAGCUGAGUUGAGCUGUGCGACGUCUCUGUACCCGAGCAUCUCAAGCCCUGUAACUGCUGCCAAUGGCACGAGGGACGGCGCUCAACAGGCGGCUGAGACGCAGAGCCUGACACCUGCCUAAUCACACUUGGUCCCCUUGGAGAAAGACUUUCACUGAGCACAUUUUGUUCAAGCACUUGAGAGAUGGAUAUUUAAAUUUGGUGUUGAUUAAGCUUUAAGGUUGUAAAGAAAAUCUGUACUGUAAUGCUUUUGCAUUAAAGCUUUACAACAUGACUCAA
Molecule: messenger RNA, 2224 nt
Organism: Passer montanus (Eurasian tree sparrow)
Lineage: Eukaryota; Metazoa; Chordata; Aves; Passeriformes; Passeridae
Gene: TBC1D15
Product: TBC1 domain family member 15
Exons: 17
Coding region: 67-2067 (666 amino acids)
Biological process (GO): activation of GTPase activity
Molecular function (GO): GTPase activator activity
Source: RefSeq, a predicted model, not a curated record